CGCACAUACUAUUCCUGCAACAUAAAAUAUUUAGCGAACGAACGAACUGAGCAGUUAGAAGGAAGUAAAGGAAAAUCUUGUGCAUUGUCGGAAGAAGGAAUUAUUACCGAGCCUUUCCGAUGUGACUGUAUUAAGCAAUCAACGCACGCAAUCACACAUUGGCGUACAUAUUAACAUUCGUACCCGUUAAUCCGUCCAUUCCUUUUACCCGUGAAGUAUUUUACCGUGAACACGAAUGCAAUUUCAUACUAUAUGUCGGAUUAUUUGAAUGUGGGUAUAGUAGACAUUGAAUUUGCGGCAUCGCAACGUGUUGCCUAGUACAUAAAAUAAAGGAAAAGAAUAAAAGUGUAAGUGUACACGAAAGGAGAGGGAAGAAAAAAGAGAGGGAGACAUUGUGGCGAUUCGUAGUUACUGACAAUCGAGUGCGCUGUUGUGUCGUAAUAAUGAGUAUGGAUGAAUACGAGAGUUUGCCGAACACCUCUGUAGCUGUGAACAUGACGGCCGGUGCCGUGGCUGGGAUUAUGGAGCAUUGUGUCAUGUAUCCUUUCGACAGUGUCAAGACAAGGAUGCAGGCACUAACACCUGGUCCAGGAGGAGGAGGAGUAGGAAAAGUAUUAUACAAAAUGAUACGACAAGAAGGUGUAUUAAGGCCAAUUAGAGGUGUAAAUGCAGUAAUUUUUGGAGCUGGACCUGCACAUGCUUUAUAUUUUUCUUGUUACGAGAGUCUUAAAGACAAGUUCAAAAGUGCGAGACCUCCAAUCAAUCAUUUUGUUUAUGGAGCUGCUGGUUGUGUAGCAACAAUUUUGCAUGAUGGCGUAAUGAAUCCAGCAGAAGUAGUCAAGCAGCGGUUGCAGAUGUAUAACUCCCCUUAUAGAGGGGUAUUAAAUUGUAUACAGAAGGUAUACCAAAAAGAAGGGAUAUCUGCAUUUUACAGAAGCUACACUACUCAGCUGGCCAUGAAUGUGCCUUUCCAAACUAUUCAUUUUAUUUCUUAUGAAUUCGCACAGUCCAUUACUAAUCCAGAUCGUAUCUAUAAUCCAAAAGCACAUAUCCAAUCUGGCGCAGCGGCGGGUGCGAUUGCAGCUGCUGUAACAACUCCUCUGGAUGUUUGUAAGACAGUGCUAAAUACACAACAAGAUGGCGCUAAAGCUCAAGGAAUGAUAGAUGCAUUUAGGCAGGUUUAUAUGCACGGCGGUAUAAAAGGAUACUUUCGUGGUUUAUGUGCUCGUGUUUUAUUCCAAGCACCAGCCACUGCCAUUUGUUGGAUGAUAUACGAAUCAUUCAAGUAUACAUUACAAGGCAAACAAGGCAAACAAGAUAAGGAACGCGACGGCACCGAUAUAGAUAAUGGCGCGAACGGAAUUAAUCAGAAUUCUCCAACACUUGCAUCAAGAUCUAAUAACUUUCAAGGCGCAGGUCUGUACUUCAACAAUCACACCUCGUCACCUGUAUUACUUAAAGUGACUACGAGUUAGGCAUGUGGAAAAUUACAUUAACGAUAAGCAGUGGUUUGAGAGAAAGAGAAUAAGUGAAGGGCAAGAAAACAUAGAAUUAUAUAGAAGAGGAAGAUAAUUAUAUAAAUUAUAUAGAAGAGAAGGAAAAGAAAAGAAAAGGUUAUCAUGUUUUCUACACUACGAAAGUUUAAUGACAAUGACUAGUAUUGUGUUUAUUUAUUAUACGGCAGCAUUUCUACAUGUGUAUAAAUUUCGAAAUAAAAAAAUUCGAUAAUUAUGGAAAAACAGUGCCGAACAGACAUCGAACGAGUCUUAUUAAAUAGGCAUAACAGAUAAUUUCUUGAAUAAUGAUUAUUACCGUAUUGCUUCAUAAGUAACAUUAAAUUUAUAUUCUGAAGCACAUGAUCCCUUAUAUUAUAAUUUAUAUCUGACUUUCACUGUUUGUUGGUUCUGAACUCUAAUGAAAAUGAUGUAUUUUAACAUGCAACACUGCAAAUACAAGAAGAAACUUUAUUUUAUCACGCUUUAUAUUUUUAAAAC
Messenger RNA from Harpegnathos saltator (Jerdon's jumping ant), 1994 nucleotides. Its product is annotated as mitoferrin-2. The coding region runs from base 444 to 1475 and encodes 343 amino acids. NCBI's taxonomy places the organism in Eukaryota, Metazoa, Arthropoda, Insecta, Hymenoptera, Formicidae. Gene Ontology annotation, cellular component: mitochondrial membrane. Gene Ontology annotation, molecular function: ferrous iron transmembrane transporter activity. The record is from RefSeq and is a predicted model, not a curated record. Gene Ontology annotation, biological process: iron import into the mitochondrion. The transcript has 5 exons.